UGCGCGGCGGCGGAGGAGGGAGAGGAUCAGUUCAGCGCCUUGGUUUGGUUACAGCGGUACGGCUACCUCCAGUCCACGCAGCCCAACAUGGCCGUCCUGCGCUCAGCUGUGACCAUGCAGUCAGCCAUUGCCGCCAUGCAGCGUGUCUACGGCCUCAACAUCACGGGACAGUUAGACCUGAACACUAUAGACUGGAUGAAGAAACCCAGAUGUGGAGUCCCGGAUCAGGUCAGGAGACAGUCAGGCUCGCAGUCACGGACACGUCGCUACGCGCUCACUGGACAAAAGUGGCAGCGCACGCACAUCACAUACAGUAUUAAGAACGUGACCCCUAAGGUGGGCGCCCGAGAGACUCACGAAGCCAUCCGGAGGGCGUUUGACGUGUGGCAGAGCGUUACGCCGCUGAACUUUGAGGCCGUCCCCUACAGUGCGCUGGAGAGCGGUAAGCGUGACGUAGACAUCACCAUUAUCUUCGCGUCUGGUUUCCAUGGCGACAGCUCUCCGUUUGAUGGCGAAGGAGGCUUCUUGGCACAUGCGUACUUCCCUGGGCCUGGGAUAGGCGGUGAUACGCAUUUCGACUCUGAUGAACCAUGGACCCUGGGCAACCCCAACCAUGAUGGGAAUGAUCUUUUCCUGGUGGCUGUCCAUGAGCUGGGCCACGCUCUGGGUCUGGAGCACUCCAACGACCCCACUGCCAUAAUGGCCCCAUUUUACCAGUACAUGGACACGGAGAGCUUCAAGCUGCCUCACGACGAUCUACAAGGCAUCCAGAAAAUAUACGGUCCUCCAGAUAAGAACCCUCAGCCAACCCGGCUGCUCACGACUGCACCCCCUCCUCGCCUGCACCCUCCAUCUGACCCUCGGAAGCACGACCGUCAGAGCCGUCCUCAUCGGCCGCCGCAGAAAUCCAAACCCUCCAACCCAAACUCCAAACCCAACAUCUGCGACGGAGGCUUCAACACACUGGCCAUCCUGCGCCAAGAGCUGUUCGUCUUCAAGGAUCAGUGGUUCUGGAGGGUGCGUGAUAACUCGGUGGUGCCUGGGUACCCCAUGCAGAUCAGCUAUUUCUGGAAAGGGCUGCCCCCCAAGAUCGACGCUGUCUAUGAGAACAGUGAGGGGAAGUUUGUCUUCUUCAAAGGGCAUCGCUUCUGGGUGUUCAAAGACACCACUCUGCAGCCCACGUACCCUCAGGACAUCUCGCUGUUUGGCAGUGGAAUGCCGUCACAGAACAUCGAGACGGCUGUGUGGUGGGAGGACGUGGCCAAAACCUAUUUUUUCAAAGGGGACAGGUACUGGAGGUACAAUGAGGACAUCCGGAGUAUGGACCCUGGUUAUCCCAAACCCAUUACCAUUUGGAAGGGCAUUCCAGACUCUCCUCAGGGUGCCUUUGUGGACAAGGCUAAUGGCUUCACAUAUUUCUACAAAGGAAAAGAGUACUGGAAGUUCAACAACCGGCGGCUGCGGGUAGAACCGGGCUACCCCAGGUCCAUCCUACGAGAUUUCAUGGGCUGCGACGGCCUGCCCUCAGACCCUGACUGGGACUGGCGGCCGCCUCAGGACGACGAGCCGCCGCAUUAUGAGCCUGACGACGUGGAUAUCGUGCGUAAACCUGAAGGCACGGGUGGCACCGAAAAGGCUGUAGCCAUCGCCAUACCUUGCGUGCUAGCUCUAUGCCUCAUGGUCCUACUGCACACCGUUUUCCGGGUCAAGCGUAAGGACACCAAGCGCCACAUACUGUACUGCAAGCGCUCCAUGCAGGAAUGGGUUUGA
Molecule: messenger RNA, 1770 nt
Organism: Neoarius graeffei (lesser salmon catfish)
Lineage: Eukaryota; Metazoa; Chordata; Actinopteri; Siluriformes; Ariidae
Gene: mmp16b
Product: matrix metallopeptidase 16b (membrane-inserted)
Exons: 10
Coding region: 88-1770 (560 amino acids)
Biological process (GO): collagen catabolic process; skeletal system development; proteolysis
Cellular component (GO): extracellular matrix
Molecular function (GO): zinc ion binding; metalloendopeptidase activity
Source: RefSeq, a predicted model, not a curated record